GCUUCUUCCGCGUUAUAUAUAUUCUAAACUCUUAUAUAUAACUCUCAUGUGAAACGCCAAAUCAUCUAAGUCUCCUGCUCGGGCAUCCUCAAUUAUCAUCCUUCAAUAUGAGUUUCGAGGAUCAUGGAAAACAGACCAUUUCAGUCGGACCAUGGGGAGGUGAAAAUGGAUUGCACUGGGAUGAUGGAGUUUAUUCCACCAUAAGGAAACUGGAAAUAGCUCACGGAACAGGAGUUGAUUCGAUUAAGGUUGAGUACGACAAAAAUGGAACCUCAGUAAUCUCCGAGAAGCAUGGUGGUGGUGGAGGUGCUAAAACAGACAAGAUAAUACUUUGCUAUCCAGAUGAGUUUCUAAUUUCUAUGCACGGAUAUUAUGGUAGCUUGUACGAAAGGGGGUCAGUUUUUGUUCGAUCACUUACAUUUGAAAGCAACAAAAGGACGUAUGGACCAUAUGGUGUCGAGCAAGGAACAUAUUUCACUCUACCAAUCUCUAGGGGAAAAAUUGUUGGCUUUCAUGGAAAAUGUGGCUGGUAUCUUGAUGCUAUUGGAGUAUACAUAGAGCCUAUUCACAAGUCUUUACCGACUCAUUCUGUAGUUCAAUCUCAGCAACUCCAUUCUAUCGGUCAUUCCCAUCAAAGCAUUGUCCAAGGGACGGAAACUUAUGAAUACUCAAUGAUACAAGGAAGUUUAGGUAAAAAUUUUGAUCUCAUUGUUGCAGUUAGACACAAGGAGGAUCACAACAAAAUAUUACCUCCAAGCGUACUUUCAAGACAAAGUUCUAGUUCUGAUCACGAUACUAGCACUAUCGAACCAACUAAAAAGGUGGCACCUGUAACCCCUGCCCCUAUCGAAAGAGUCCCAUCGAAAACUGUCAAGGGUGUUGUGACAUAUUGUCCAUGGGGUGGAAGUGGAGGGAAUGUCUUUGAUGAUGGUAUCUAUGAUGGUGUUAGGCAAGUUUACUUGUCACGUAACGUGGGGAUCGUUUCAAUAAGAGCUUGCUACGACAAAAAUGGACAAGCAAUAUGGGGAAGUAAAAAUGGUGGUACUGGAGGUUUCAAAACCGAAAAGAUAAUAUUUGAUUAUCCAUCAGAAAUUUUGACUCACAUUACAGGCUACUAUGGACCAACCAUGAUUAUGGGACCGAAUAUUAUACAUUCGUUAACUUUUCAUACCACGAAACGUAAACAUGGACCUUAUGGAGAAGAACAAGGACAACAAUUCUCAACAAAACUGAUUGACGGGAUGAUUAUUGGUUUUCAUGGGAGGAAAGGGAUGUUUCUUGAUGCACUCGGUGUUCACGUGUUGGAAGGAAUAGUUGCCCCGUGCUUACCUCCAGCUCCAGCCCCCAACGCGGUUAAACCAAACGCAGCAUCUGUCCCAUCCUUACCUUCCUCAUCUCCUCUCAAAUCUAACAAACAAGUUGCACCAAUUGUCCCAUCUUUAGCUCCGCCGAAACCAGCCAAACCAAAAGCAUCAUCUGUCACUGAGGCUGAUGAUAGUACACAAUGGUCAUUUAAACUUGGAAGAAAAGGACUAACUGAUGAGACGAAAAAGGGAAAGAGAACUAUAAUAUGGAACGGAGGAGUUCAAAAGAUUGUGAAAGAUCCAGCACCAUAUGGACCUGGUCCAUGGGGUGGAGAAGGUGGAAAACCAUGGGAUGAUGGAGUUUUCACUGGGAUCAAACAGAUAAUACUAACACAAACAUCAGAGGCCAUUUCUUGUAUCGAAAUCGAGUAUGAACGAAAUGGACAGUCUGUUUGGUCAGUAAAACAUGGUGCAAAGGUUGGUAAAUUCACAAAUAAGGUAAAAUUAGAGUUUCCUCAUGAAGUUUUAACAUGUAUUACUGGAUUUUAUGGUCCUAUAAGUAAGGAUAUGGGAUUGAAAGUGAUAAAAUCAUUAACUUUUCACACAACUAGAAGGAAAUUUGGGCCUUUUGGAGAGGAAUUAGGAACAUAUUUCACAUCAUCAACAACAGAAGGAAAAGUUGUGGGAUUUCAUGGUAGGUGUGGAAUCUAUGUGGAUGCAAUUGGAGUGCAUAUGCAACAUUGGUUAGGCAAUCAAAGAACUUCCAAGAAUCCUCUUAUGAAAAUGUUCCACUAAAGUUUGAUACUUAUUUCAUGUUCUUGAAUAAAGAAAAGUCAAAACUAAAAGUCGUUUCAGUCUCUUUAAAAAUGUGAUCGAAUGUGUAUCAGAUCCUUCAAAACUAUGUAUUUUUGAAGGAUCAGACACAUAUAUGACGAUACUUUAAAGAGUAUGACCAACUUAGAUGGAAAUGUCCUAUGAAACGUCUUAUUAAUUUAACACUUGAGUUGUAUGUUUGUGAGUGAAUAAAUGAAGUAUUUUUGUAAUAA
This is a messenger RNA of Solanum pennellii, 2350 nucleotides long. RefSeq names its product jacalin-related lectin 3. The record is from RefSeq and is a predicted model, not a curated record. Gene Ontology annotation, molecular function: carbohydrate binding. Lineage: Eukaryota; Viridiplantae; Streptophyta; Magnoliopsida; Solanales; Solanaceae. Bases 108 to 2099 code for a protein of 663 amino acids. The transcript is spliced from 8 exons.